Molecule: messenger RNA, 1243 nt
Organism: Dunckerocampus dactyliophorus (ringed pipefish)
Lineage: Eukaryota; Metazoa; Chordata; Actinopteri; Syngnathiformes; Syngnathidae
Gene: henmt1
Product: HEN methyltransferase 1
Exons: 9
Coding region: 1-1164 (387 amino acids)
Biological process (GO): siRNA processing; RNA methylation; piRNA processing
Cellular component (GO): nucleus; cytoplasm
Molecular function (GO): O-methyltransferase activity; S-adenosylmethionine-dependent methyltransferase activity; RNA methyltransferase activity
Source: RefSeq, a predicted model, not a curated record
AUGUUCAGGCCGUCGCUUCACUUACAGAGACACCAGUUUGUCGUUGACUUUGUCAAAAGGAAUAAACCUAAACAGGUGGUGGAUUUAGGCUGCGGCGAGUGCAGCCUUCUUCAAAAGCUCAAGUUUCACAGUGAAAUUGAAUUGUUGGUUGGAGUUGACCUCAAUGGCGCCAAGCUGUCCAAAAAGAAGCAUGUAUUAGCUCCUGUAUCUACCGAUUAUCUCCAGCCAACCUUUAAGCAGCUGUGCGUCCAGCUCUACCAUGGCUCGGUCACACAAAGAGAUGUCCGACUCAGAGGAUUUGACCUGGUGACCAGUAUAGAACUCAUAGAGCAUCUCCCUCUUGAUGACUUGGACCAGUUUUCGGAGGUGGUCUUUGGAUAUAUGGCCCCGCAAACAGUGAUCAUCAGUACCCCAAAUUCUGAGUUCAACCUGCUUUUUCCUGGACUGUCAGGUUUCAGACACGGUGACCACAAGUUUGAGUGGACCAGAGUGGAGUUUCAGUCCUGGGCUCUGAAAGCAUGUUCAGAGUAUGGCUUCAAGGUGGAGUUCACUGGUGUGGGGGAACCGCCUCCAGGACAAGAAGAACGCUUUGGCUUCUGCACCCAGAUUGGAGUGUUCCAUCGGCUCUUGGACAGAGACAGGCACAAGUCUGGUGAUGAUGUGGACAAUCAUUUUUCAUACACACUGCUUUAUAGCAUAAAGUAUCCCAGCCUACGUGACCACAACAUCCUGCGGAAGGCUGUGGUUAGUGAGGUGCUAUAUUGGGCGGAAAAGCUAAAACAGGAAUGGCUGGAAGAGUUGACAGAGAAACGGGAAGAAGAAAAUCCUGUGGAAGACUGUGUGAGGGAAAGAGAAGAGCAUGGAGGGAUCUUUUGGACAAAGGGUGAUGAACACGAGUGUCACAUGUCACACAGGCAUGUUUCUGUACCGCUACACAAGCUGUGGACCGGCUGCCCUAAGUUGAGUGAGCUGACUGAAAGUCUGCAUAAUCUCGCUCAGCUAAUUAUAGAUGAUCCCCAAAUUAAGCUGAAUCAGGACCAAUCUGCUGUAAUUAUCUGCUUUCUGGAAGAAGACCUUGAAGAUGAUGGUCCUAAUGAUCUGAUGGACAGCGGCUAUGUGGAGGCCAACAACAUGGAAAAGGAACUGUGGAAGACCGAUGGUUAGUCUUCACUAAAUUGAGAGUACAACUCCACUGUUUGGAAUAAAAAUAACUGUCUGCAUGAGCAGUUUUAUUCCCAUGUGU